Messenger RNA from Paraphaeosphaeria sporulosa, 655 nucleotides. RefSeq lists its product as uncharacterized. Lineage: Eukaryota; Fungi; Ascomycota; Dothideomycetes; Pleosporales; Didymosphaeriaceae. Bases 117 to 479 code for a protein of 120 amino acids. The record is from RefSeq and is a predicted model, not a curated record. The transcript has a single exon.
AUGUGGAUCCGCAGCAGCGGACCCUGCUCAUCCAAAACACUAUGCCUGUCAUCGCGAGAUUCGGUCUUUGGGCUCUGCUUCCGCUGCUCUAGCUGCAAUGAUACUUCCAAGUUACGAUGAUGGCCCAGAAAUCAUUGCAGGAAUAUGCGCUGGGCCUAGAGGCACUGCACUCUCACGAGAUACUCCCCCCGGGGCGUCUGCCCCCCACGCCUGCAUCGAAUGGCGGGAAGCACGAUGGGUCGGGGCUUGGCUGGAAUAGACGGCAAAUCGAUGCGCGGGUAACUUUUCGGCGGCUUGAUCAGAGCAGCCAUGAGGUCGGUGUACAAACGAACAGUCAAACAGCCAGGCUUGGUAUACGUAGGCGUGCUCAGCACAUGUUAAAUCUCAUCUGCAAACACCUUCUCAUUUUUCUUCCUACUUGUCUUCUACUCCUGCAUUACGAGUGUGCAUCAUUCCAUCCUUCAAUCCUACAUAAUUAGUCCUAUUUCAUAUUAUUGCCUUCCCUCAUACUGUUCCCCACUUGUGACGAGAUCGCGGCGUGGAUCAGGAUAGCUGGUGAAGGUGAGUUUAGAAUGUCCGGGAAAAGGAAGCCUUUCUGGACGAGAUGUGCCGAGUGAAGAGCGGUAUUGUGGGUCGGGGGACGAGGGUGAAGUGA